Molecule: messenger RNA, 1015 nt
Organism: Microdochium trichocladiopsis
Lineage: Eukaryota; Fungi; Ascomycota; Sordariomycetes; Xylariales; Microdochiaceae
Product: putative short chain type dehydrogenase
Exons: 3
Coding region: 180-863 (227 amino acids)
Source: RefSeq, a predicted model, not a curated record
AUCACAGGCUACCAGAGACAUGCUGGUAGUUAUAAGGGCAUGGUGUGCACCGUUCUUCAGGCUCCUGUACGAUCCCUAGUUGUGUAUCAUCAUUCAACUAUCACCUACAUCCACACCAGACUGCCGCCUCUGUAUCACUCAUCACCCUCUACGCCUGCUCAAGAUCUAAAAAAUCCAUCAUGGCUGCCAAGUCUCCGGUCGCUCUUAUCCUAGGGGCAGGGCCCAACAUUGGCACCUCAGUUGCACGUGGCUUUGCAUCCAAGGGCUACAAGAUCGCUCUCGCAGCACGCUCUGUCGAUGCGGCUGCCAGCACCGACAGCCAACUCAACAUCCCAAGUGACUUCACCAAGCCAGCUGAUAUUGUCAACGCGUUCCAAAAGGUAACGCAGACCUUUGGUCCUCCCAGCGUGGUCGUUUACAAUGCCGCCACCGCGGCCUUCACCCCUGCCGACGAUCCAUUCACAUUGCAAGUGGAAGAUCUCAACCGCGACAUGGCCGUCAACGCCACCAGCCCAUACAUCGCCGCGCAGCAGGCCGUCAAGGGCUUCGCGGAGCUUCCCGAAUCGGCGGCGAGGACCUUCAUCUACACGGGCAACAUUUUGAACACGCAGUCUCUGCCCCGCUUCAUCAGCCCGGGCAUGUCCAAGUCUGCGGGGGCGCAUAUGAUCGCGACAGCAGCGGAUGCUUAUAAAGACCGUGGAUACAAAUUCUACUACGUCGACGAGCGCAAGCCUGACGGUACGGCCAAGUACAAGGUCGAUGGCGAUGCCCACGCGGAGCACUUCUUCAAGCUUUCCGAGGACAAGACGCAGGGGCCGUGGUUGCAGACGUUCGUCAAGGAUGUGGGAUAUGUCAAGUUCUAGAUGUGCUUUGCUUCUUAGUGAGAGCUGACAUGGCAAUAUUGCCGUGAUAUCGAUAGAUGUGUUGGACAAUUGGGAGCUCACCUCUGCUACUUUACCACGCGAACCAGCAUUAUAACUACAUAGUGUCCUUCAAUACCAAUCUGUCUUGCCCC